Arvicanthis niloticus (Nile rat) is the source of this 2444-nucleotide messenger RNA. It is a transcript of the gene Adipor1, whose product is annotated as adiponectin receptor 1. Gene Ontology annotation, biological process: adiponectin-activated signaling pathway. Gene Ontology annotation, cellular component: plasma membrane. Gene Ontology annotation, molecular function: signaling receptor activity. NCBI's taxonomy places the organism in Eukaryota, Metazoa, Chordata, Mammalia, Rodentia, Muridae. The record is from RefSeq and is a predicted model, not a curated record.
ACGCCGUGCGGUCGCGCGGCCCUUCCGGCGCGGGCAGGGCGCUGAAGAUCGGGCGCCCCUCGGCCACAGGCCGCCUCCAGCGCCGCGGGAUGUAGCGCCCGGGCCCGCGGCUCCCAGCAGAGGCAGCCAGCCAGGCCGUAAGUGUCCUGGGGUGGGCGGGGCGCGGGUCCUGCAGGUUCCGGAGGGGACAGCGCGGGAGUGGCCCGCCCCUGGAUCUCCGCUCGCCGCCCGGCCCUCCGAAAGGUCCUCCGUAAACAUUUCCGGCCCCUCCCACCGCGCACCGUCUGGGUUCGGGGGGCUGCUCGCGGCCGUCGGGACUCGGCAGUCCGCGAGUGUGUCUCCGCAGCCGCGCGGGAGACGGCUGUGUUGCAGCCUUGCUGGCGAUCCCCGAAGUUGAGCCUGCGAGUUGGGUGCGGGAGCACCGGCCCUGGGUGGCCGGGAACCCUAAGGCUCCCCACCGCGAUCGGCUGGUCAGACGUGACGGGGCUCCCUCCUGGAUAGGGUCGGCGGGGAGGUUGAUGGAGAGUCGACAGGCCUAAGUGUCCACCAUCACAGGAAGAUCUCUGCCCUCUGGGGCUGAGAGACCCCAACCUUUCCUCAAGCUGAAGCUGCAAGGCACUGAAGUACUAGCCAGAUGUCUUCCCACAAAGGAUCUGCUGUGGCACAGGGCAAUGGGGCUCCAUCUAGUAACAGAGAGGCUGACACGGUGGAGCUGGCUGAGCUGGGACCCCUGCUGGAGGAGAAGGGCAAGCGGGCAGCCACCAGCCCAGCCAAGGCUGAAGAAGAACAGACAUGCCCAGUGCCUCAAGAAGAGGAGGAGGAGGUGCGGGUACUGACACUUCCUCUGCAGGCUCACCAUGCCAUGGAGAAGAUGGAGGAGUUUGUAUAUAAGGUCUGGGAGGGACGCUGGAGGGUCAUCCCGUACGAUGUGCUUCCUGACUGGCUGAAAGACAAUGACUACCUGCUACAUGGCCACAGACCACCUAUGCCCUCCUUUCGGGCUUGCUUCAAGAGCAUCUUCCGCAUCCACACAGAAACUGGCAACAUCUGGACACAUCUGCUUGGUUUUGUGCUAUUUCUCUUUCUGGGAAUCUUGACCAUGCUCAGACCAAAUAUGUACUUCAUGGCUCCCCUACAGGAGAAGGUGGUCUUUGGGAUGUUCUUCCUGGGUGCAGUGCUCUGCCUCAGCUUCUCCUGGCUCUUCCACACCGUCUAUUGUCAUUCAGAAAAGGUCUCUAGGACUUUUUCCAAACUGGACUAUUCAGGGAUUGCUCUACUGAUCAUGGGGAGCUUCGUCCCCUGGCUCUACUACUCCUUCUACUGCUCCCCACAGCCACGGCUCAUCUACCUCUCCAUCGUCUGUGUCCUGGGCAUCUCUGCCAUCAUUGUGGCACAGUGGGACCGGUUUGCCACUCCUAAGCACCGGCAGACAAGAGCAGGAGUGUUCCUGGGACUUGGCUUGAGUGGCGUUGUACCCACCAUGCACUUUACUAUCGCUGAGGGCUUUGUCAAGGCCACCACAGUGGGCCAGAUGGGCUGGUUCUUCCUCAUGGCUGUGAUGUACAUCACCGGAGCUGGCCUUUAUGCCGCUCGGAUUCCUGAGCGCUUCUUUCCUGGAAAAUUUGACAUAUGGUUCCAGUCUCAUCAGAUUUUCCACGUCCUGGUGGUGGCAGCAGCUUUCGUCCACUUCUAUGGGGUGUCCAACCUUCAGGAAUUCCGUUACGGCCUAGAAGGUGGCUGUACUGACGACUCCCUUCUCUGAGCCUUCCCACCUGAGGGGUGGAGGAGGAACUUCCCAAGUGCUUUUAAAAAUAACUUCUUUGCUGAAGUGCGUACGAGGAAGAGUCUGAGUUGUCUGUUUCUAGAAGAAACCUCUUAGAGAAGUCAGUGCCAGCGAGGAUCCAGCUCGCUGUCAAAGCCUCGGGGCGGUACACUUCCCAUGUGCAUUCCCGGCAGUCACCUCAGCAAGGCAACUGCUGCUCCCUCAGAUAGGACGUGGGAGCUCAUGUUGAGAUUUUACCCAUUCCUCAGCCAUUUUGGGAAAAAAAAUUAUGAACUGGGAUUCUUCAGAAAUUCUGUUUUGUUUUUUCUUGAAGAAAAUAUCCCUCCCUUUCCACCGUCCUUACUUUGUAACCUGGCUGAUAACGGGCCAUCCAUUUUUGUAGCACACUUUUCAGAAACAAUUAUAACCUGGUCCCAUCUUUCUAGGACAAACAAAGCCACGCCUUGAUGUAGCCCGGCUAAUCAUGGAAGUAUGUCCAGGCUUCAAGUAACUUGAGUUUAAAUCCUUUUUUUUUUUUUCUUGGCAGAGUAAUGUAAAAUUUAAAUGGGGAAGAUAUUUAAUAUUUAAUACUAAGCUUUAAAAAGAAACCUGCUAUCACUGCUAUGUAUCUUGAUGCAAAGACUAUGGUGAUAAUAAAAGAAAGUACAGACAACGCUUGGCA